GAACGAGGGAGUUAUCAAUUAUAGUUAGAUCUGAUGCUUUUUGUAUGCAAAUCUCAGUGCUCCAUAUAACAUUCUUCCUUUCCAACUCUUCCAAAUAGUUUUCUCCACACCAAAAGCCCUAGCUCCCCCCCCCCCCAAACCCCACCCCAAGAGGAUGGCCGGAGGUAACCCUCCAAAACCCUCGUCCACUAAACCCCCACCUCCUUCUUCCUCCUCCCAACGUAAAUCCCGAUGGGAAUCCUCUUCCACCACCCCGAAAAAACCCUCCUCCGAUACCAAACCACCUUCCACCGCUGCCGCUGCAUCCGGAUCCGGUGACCCCAAAUCGAAACCCUCUCCAAAAUCCACAAAUCCCAAACCGAUUAACAACCCAUCACCGAAACCCGACCCGAAUACUCAUUUCGGAUUACCCCCUUUUCCUUUCCGUGACCCGCCUCCACCUCCUCUAUACGGGUUUCACAUGCUGGAACGUAGGACUAUAGUUCUUGCUGAUGGCUCUGUGCGGUCUUACUUCGCAUUACCCCAUGAUUAUCAAGACUUACCUGCUUUUCCCCGGCCCGAGUUUCGUGGCCCCCUUCAUGGCUUAGGAUUCGAAAGGCAGCAGCAGUUUCCGGAUCACUGGAAUUCGGUAGGUGAUAAUGCAAUGAAGAGGAAGUUUGGUGAUGAUGGAAAAGAUGGGAUGGAUAGGUUAAGGCAACAGGUGUUGGAGCAUGGAAAUGCAGGUGCGAUUCCGGUUCAGCCGGGGAUGGGGACGGGGACGGGGACGAGUGGUCUGAGUAUGGUUAGAGGAGGAGAAGAGAUGAAUAGGCCAGCUAAGUAUAUGAGAACGGGAGGAUUUGAAGGGGGUGCGGGAACGAGUAGGAUUAAGCAUAAUGAGGUGGAUCAAAGUGCAUUAAAGAAGUCUUUUUUGAAUAUGGUGAAGUCAAUUUAUGACAGUUCUAGUCUCAAAAGGAAUUAUUUUGCUGAUGGGAAGCAAGGGCGUUUGCAGUGUCUUGCUUGUAACAGGACUUCUAAAGAUUGUCCUGAUAUGCACUCUCUGAUUAUGCAUGCCUACAACCCGGAUAGUGCUGAUUCACUUAUGGAACAUUUGGCCUUUCACAAAGCAUUAUGUGUUCUGAUGGGAUGGAACUAUUUGACACCUCCUGAUCACUCAAAGUCAUAUCAGAUAUUAUCUGCUGGUGAAGCAACUGCAAACCGAGAUGAUCUAAUUUUGUGGCCGCCCUUGGUUAUAAUCCAUAACACUAUCACAGGAAAACGUGAUGAUGGGCGCAUGGAGGGUUUGGGAAACAAGGCAAUGGAUAGUUACCUUAGAGGUAUUGGAUUUCCCGGUGGCAAGGCAAAGGCCUUGUAUAGCAGAGACGGUCAUUUAGGUGUUACUCUGGUUAAGUUUGCAAGUGACCAAUCAGGUUUUAUGGAAGCCAUGCGGUUAGCUGAAUAUUUUGAGAAAGAAAACCAUGGAAGAAAUGGUUGGGCUCGACUGCAGCCCUUGACUCUAGGCAAGGAUGAUGAGAACAACCCUGACCUUUUCAAGUUUGAUCAUAGGACUGGAGAGAAGAAGAGAGUCUUCUAUGGUUAUCUGGGUACUGUUAAUGACUUAGAGAAGGUUGAUUUCGACUUCCGAAAGAAGAUCACCAUUGCUAGCCGAUUGGAUUACAAGCCAUCUGGUUAGAACCAUUAAGAUGUGCUUCAGUUAACAAUAUUACCCAAUUCCCUACUCUAGAUGUUGUGGUUUCAUGUCACUUUUAUUGCCCUUAGAAAUUGGUGGGCCGGGGUUCACUGUGAUACCGUUAGGAUUAAGUUAUAAAUGCCAUGCAUAUCUUUUUUCCCUUUUAGUUAACAUUUCUGGUGCAAGGUUAGCGGGUUUUGAAGUCCAAUGGACUUGUUGACUGUUCUUAUCCUUGUCCUGCUUCCUCGGUUUGAGGCUGUGUAUCAUUUGCGUGUGGAUAUGAUUAUGGUUCAGUUAUUUGCUACAAGGUUAAAUUUUGGGUGGUUCCCUGCA
Molecule: messenger RNA, 1999 nt
Organism: Capsicum annuum
Lineage: Eukaryota; Viridiplantae; Streptophyta; Magnoliopsida; Solanales; Solanaceae
Exons: 3
Coding region: 155-1669 (504 amino acids)
Biological process (GO): regulatory ncRNA-mediated gene silencing
Source: RefSeq, a predicted model, not a curated record